ACAAAAGUCGAUAUACGCAGCGAGCGCCAUUCACAGUGCACGAGUAAUUGUUUGUCGUUCGUCAAGUGAAGUUGUGUUUUUCUAUAUCGGCUGCUUCACAAAACUGAAUUUUUUCUUUUUCUCAAGUGAUACAUACAAAAAGUGAGGUGUAGAACAGAAAAGCAGCCAUUUUGGUUUUUUUUUACUACACAACCAAGAAAAAAAGUAUUUUUACAAAUUAAUUAAUUAAGUGAAUUUGUUAUAAGAAAAAUAAACUGUAUUUUAAAGAAACAGUUUAUUAGUGGCUGUAAAUUUUUAAUUAAAUAAAGCGUUAAACAAGUCACCCAAAACAACUCAAAUAACAAAACAAUGGCUUUCCGCAAUCAAAAUCGUAAUCGCAACUUUGGCGGUAAUAAUUAUGGCGGUGGUCCCAUGGGUGGUGGCAAUCGUGGCGGCGGCAUGGGUGGCAACAUGAAUAUGUCUCCCUGGGAAGGACAAAGCGGUGGUCCCAGUAACUUUGGUGGCAAUAUGCGCCAAGGUGGUGGCGGUCAAGGUGGUCAAGGCAUGAAUGCCCAAGCCAUCAAUUUGGCCAAUAAUCUUUUGAACAAUCUAUUCCGUAAUCAAAAUCCUCCCUCUCUAUUGGAUAUGCCCCGUGGUGGCAAUAUGGGUAAUCGUGGACAACGUGGUGCACCGAUGGUCAAUCGUGGUGGUCCUGGUGGCAAUCGUCCUAAUAAUCGUCGUGGUCAAGGAGGUUUCCAAAACCGUGCUGGUCCUAAAUCAGCUUCUAAGCCCGGCGCUGGUGGCGGCAUUCGUAAACAGAAUGCCUUUGAUCGUGCAAAGAAACUUUUGGCUAAAAAUGCCAACAAUAAAAAGAAGGAUUCCGCUUCUGGCGAUAAGAAAACUGAGAGCAAAGAGUCUCCCUAUGCCAAUGUACCCAACGAUAUGUUCUACUGUCAUCUCUGCAAGAAACACAUGUGGGAUGCCAACUCAUUUGAGAAUCACAUCAAGGGACGCACUCAUUUAAUGAUGCGCGAAGGUAUUGAAGAAAGCUAUCGUCUAAAGGCCAAUAUGAUCCGUCAGGAAGCCAAGAUUGCUGAGCAAUUGAAAUCCAUUGAAUUGGAUCGCUUGAAGCGUAUGGGCAAGAGCAAGCAACGUCAGUUGGACUACUGCACCAUGUGCGAUUUGAACUUCCAUGGUCAUAUCUCGGCCCAUCGUAAAUCCGAGGGACAUUUGCAAUUGAAGAAAUUCUUGCAUCCCAAGUGUAAUGAAUGUAACAAGGAAUUCGCCACUCGUAUUGAUUACGAUACCCAUUUGUUGGCUGCCGAACAUUUGAUUAAGGCCGCCGAGAAGAAUACCAAGGUUGGAGAACGUAAACGUCAGACCUUGCCUAUUCUCACCGAGGAGGAUGAAUUGAAGGAUGUCCGUCCCCCCACCAAGAAGAAGAAGAAGGCUGCUGCCAAGAAGACCACCGAAGCUGGUGAAGGUGCCGAAGUCAAGAAGGAAGGUGAAGAAGAAGCUGAAGGCGAAGAAGCCGAAGGUGAAGAUGCUGAAGCCAAGAAAGAAGGUGAAGAGGGUGCCGAUGAGACCAAGGAGGGUGAAGAAUUGAAUGAAACCCAAGAAGGCGAAGAAGAAGUUGCUUUGCCCGUCGAUCCUGAAGACUGCAUUCUGGAUUUCCAUGAUGGUGAUGAGAUUCCCACGGAAGUCGACAACCGUUUGCCCAAAUACAACUGGACCCGCCCAGUUGGUACCGCUCUCAUCACCAAACUCGAAUGUUUCGAGUGCUCAUUGUGUGGCAAAUUCUUCGACAACGAAAAGACUGUCGAAGUGCACUCUCGCACUGUCACCCAUCACCGCAACUUCUUGAAAUUCAUCAACGAGAAGGCCAGCGACACCAAGAUCGCUCAAAAGCGCGCUGCCGCCGCCAUUGAAGAAAGCGAACGCAAGAAGCGCAAGUUGGAAGAAGCUGAAGCUUCUGCCAACGGUGAAGGUGAAAAGACCGAAGCCGCCGAAGGUGCUGAAGGUGAAUUAUACGAUCCCUCAGAAGCCACCGGUGAAGAUGAGGAUGUUGAAAUGAAUGAAAAUGGUGAGGGCGCCGAAGAAGGUGGUGAAGGUGCUGAAGCCGAAGAGAAUGGCGAAGAAAUGGAAACCCAAGAAGAAGCUGAAGAAGAAGCCGAGCCAGAAGCUGAGGCCGAGGCUGAAGCAGAAGCUGAGCCCGAACCCGAGCCAGAGCCAGUCAAAGAAACACCUAAAGCAGAAACACCCGCAAAGACCGCCACCAAGACUGCUGCUGCUCCCUCAACACCCGCUUCCGCUGAAGCCUCACCUGCCAAGAAAGCAGCGACACCUGCUGCCCGUGGUGGUGCCGCCAAGGGAACGCCGCGUAACCGUGGUCGCGGUCGCUACAACCGUUACUAAGCUAGUUUAUUUAGCCUUCUCUAAGCAACCUCCUCCCUCCCCUUUUUCUAAUCACACUUUCCUUGAAUUGUCUUGUGGAAGUAAUUGACGCGAAUAUUUACUAUUCAGCAGAAAUGAUUUCAUGACACUUUUCAUUACAUAUAUUUUUUUAUAUAAAUUAAAAUUUAUUAUAAUUUAACAAAAAAAAAAAAAACCAACAAUUUCAUUUAAUUACUAAAACUUACAAAAAACCAAUCACAAACCAUAAAACAAAACUUUUUUGCUAAUUCCUUAUACCUUUAAGUUGUAACUAUAGUUGUAACUUAAUUCAAACCAAUAUAUUGAUUGCAUUAUAAAUGACACAGGAACACGUUUUUAAAAUAACAAUUACAUUAAAGUACACCAACAAUUAAAUCCGCAAGCUCAUUCGGUUUACUGAUAAAAUACACGGACAUCAUUUUUUAAAAGUAUGAAUUACUGAAUGAGCUCCAUAAAAGAAACCAAUAAAAAUAAAAUAUUUUAAUUUUAAGCUAUUAGUUUAAUAAGUAUUAAUUAAACUUUGAUUGAUGAACGCUAAACAAAAUAUUAUUCAGAGCCCAUUUAUUAUAUACUUAUCUAAAUAAACUCCUCAAAAAAACAUGAAAAAAA
Messenger RNA from Lucilia sericata (common green bottle fly), 3021 nucleotides. RefSeq names its product zinc finger protein on ecdysone puffs-like. Lineage: Eukaryota; Metazoa; Arthropoda; Insecta; Diptera; Calliphoridae. The transcript has 4 exons. Gene Ontology annotation, cellular component: nucleus. Bases 349 to 2394 code for a protein of 681 amino acids. The record is from RefSeq and is a predicted model, not a curated record.